GUACUUACCGAUUUGACUGUCAUGCCUGGUCAUGAGCUCCGAAUAGACGCUGGUGUUCGCCUGGAGUUUGCCCCCCAUGUUGGGAUUCUGGUUUUGGGACGCCUGAUUGCUCGCGGAUUUCGAGAACAACCAAUCCAGUUCGCGGCAAUCCCCGUGGACCCAAUGCCCGUAAGCGACAGCAACGGCAGAACCGGAAGUCACGUGUCAAAAGCCCAAAGGCCGAAUGUGGUUGGUCGUGCGCCGGAGAAACCUCACCAGGCUGGCCGAAUCGGACUGUCGACUGAACACCUGCGGCUGAUUGGUGGAGAUCGG
Opisthorchis viverrini is the source of this 312-nucleotide messenger RNA. RefSeq lists its product as hypothetical. The transcript has a single exon. The record is from RefSeq and is a predicted model, not a curated record. Lineage: Eukaryota; Metazoa; Platyhelminthes; Trematoda; Opisthorchiida; Opisthorchiidae. The annotation marks the transcript as partial.